ACUUGGAAAUCCCCCACUUUUGUCACCUGACACAUGCUUAUAWAACAGAACUGGGUUGUGCAGCCUGAUUCAUUUCAUCGGAACGUGCCCUACUAAUAGAUCCUGCAAAGUUGUUUACCGGUUUGAACAGAAAAUUCCACCGUAAUAACCAGCAGAUCUUGAUCUUGACCCCAAGCCAUGUCGUUGAAUGAAACAGAUGUUGCAGUCGUCGAGAAGGCAGUUCAAGAAGCUCUCGAGCAGCUAGAGAAACAUGCCCCUGAAGAGUACGCCAAGCUGAAUGCAGAUCCCGAAAAGAAGAAAGCCGUUACUGAGUCAGCGAAGAAUGCAGCGACUGAACACGUCAAACUGGCCAAAGAAUUUGCUGACCAACCAGAUGACAUCGCUGAACGACUUGCCAAGCAUCUUCCAGAACAUAGAAUAUUGUUACUCCAAAAAGGACUGGAAAUCCCGACAUUUCGAAUGAAUAUCRUCAAGAAGGAUGACGGGAAACACUGGGUGGAACUAACGAGAGAAGGGAAAGCACUAGAGCCAGCUCAAGCACUACUGGGUUCUGUUGACAUCGAUUGGGCAAAGCUUAAACAAUAUGCCAGCAUCUUGGUGGAAGCCAUAAUGCUUGUGAUGUCAGCAGCAGGGAUUUCUGUUUCCCCAAGUGCUAAAGCCACUGAGAAAGCCAUUGACGAGACGGUUGAGGCGAUCAAAUCCUCUUCAAGACUACAAAGAGCUUUAGAAUCCUUUGUUAAGGCCUGGAACGAAGCUGGAGGAAGUGCCUACCAAAAAGCAAAAGCUCUUUUCUUCCUGAUCAAGGACAGCUAUGCAGCUGGCAUUCUAUGGACCAUCAUUAAAGCUUUGUGCAGCAACAUGGCCUGGUAUGAUUGGUUAGAAACGUCUGCUAAAGUCACCGCCAUGAUUAUUGCAUCUCUGGCCACUGACGGUGCUGYCUUGAUCGCAGAAAUUGCUUUGAUUGCGUUGAGUGCAGUGGAUUUUGCGAGAAAGAUCGUCAACCUGAACCAGCUCGAAGCUAUCAAGAUGUAGAAGAGAUGGGAGAAACACUCACACUGAACUUGCUUUUUUACGAUAAGCACAUGAACAUGAUAAGGUUUGAAAUGAUAUAAAUUAGAAAAAUUGUAAGCUCGUCAUACUAAAUAUAAGCCAUGAAUGAUUAAGUUCCUUUAACUUUAAUUGUAAUUCUUGAUUGUGUGCAAAUAAAUUUGAAAUUAUAAA
This is a messenger RNA of Actinia tenebrosa (Australian red waratah sea anemone), 1221 nucleotides long. RefSeq lists its product as uncharacterized. NCBI's taxonomy places the organism in Eukaryota, Metazoa, Cnidaria, Anthozoa, Actiniaria, Actiniidae. The record is from RefSeq and is a predicted model, not a curated record.